This is a messenger RNA of Cynara cardunculus var. scolymus (artichoke), 392 nucleotides long. RefSeq lists its product as uncharacterized. The record is from RefSeq and is a predicted model, not a curated record. Lineage: Eukaryota; Viridiplantae; Streptophyta; Magnoliopsida; Asterales; Asteraceae. The transcript is spliced from 2 exons. The coding region runs from base 5 to 340 and encodes 111 amino acids.
UAAGAUGGCAAUCUUUACGACCCGUUUCAUGUUUUUUGCUACUAUUAUUUUUUCAUUAGCCGUAAUCCUUGGCAACAAGUCGGUGUCAGCGCAGUGUCAAGGUGACGUUCAAGGACUCAUGGAACAAUGUGCACGCUACGUACAGAAGUCGGGCCCUAAGAUUCAACCCUCUGUUGGUUGUUGUAGCAUUGUCAAGAAUGUAGACUUGGCAUGCGUGUGCGGCCAUAUCACGACCGAGGUCGAGAACAUAAUCAGCAUGGAGAAGGCAGCAUUCAUUGCUCAAGCUUGCGGCAAACCACUUAGCCAUGGAACCCGAUGUGGAAGUUAUGUUGUGCCAUGAAGGUAGAAGGCCAAGAUCCUGAGUUAUGGAAUAGUUGAAAUGUAGAACAUUG